AUGGACAUACCAUCAGACUUUCCGGGUGCGGGCAGCUCCUCACCUUGCCCCGCCCUGGACUCUAUUGCGUCUGGACCCUUUCGUGUAAACCGUAAGGAGGUCUGGAUGCAGGAUACCAUCGAUAACGUCAAGGCCAAGAUUCAAGAGGACGAGCAACCCCAUUGCGUAUCAAUGGGAACCAUUCGCCCUGAUAACACGGUUAUGCAUGGAAUAAGAAAGGAGGGAAAAGACAAUGGGCUAGGCGACGUGGAUAAAAACUAUCUAGAAGACGCCAGCUGCAUCAUGAGGACGAAGCAUGGCAGCGACAAUGGGUUCAAGAGACAUUGUCUCAACGGGAAGACCAUCACCCUUGAUAUGGCACCUGGCUACAGUCAGGGCCCGGGAGGGCCCUCAGAACAAACAUCUACCACUCCCGAGAAACCGUCGCUUUUAAAUCCAUCGGUAUUACCAGCGAGGACGGAUCAGCAUUGCUAUUCUUCAGUUGGUGAUCCCGUUCUGUCGACCAUCAGCUUCUCGGCCAAACCUCUACCUUCUAACUGCGGCGUUGACGAACUUGAUUGGAAUUUGCCCGGCUGGACUGUGUUAUACAUCCAGACCAUUGUGAACAAUCUACUAUCUCUGCGCCAGCACGUAUCAAAGGUUAUUGAGGACUUUCAAGAAGAAAGCACAGCCCUCCUAGCCCAGAAUUCGAUAGAUAUUUCGAGAUUUCCAUACCACUAUCCACCAUCAGCAUACGUAACACAUAGAUACGAACUCGUUUCCCGUCAUCGAACCAUACAGGAGAGUGCUACCGGCGUAGCCACCCACACUUCCAGUUUGAUAGACCAAAAAGAGUCCUCCCCCCACGAAAAUAACCAAUCUCAGGAAGAAAUCUUCUCCAAUAGCUUCUCGACAGACUUUCCAAGCUUCGACGAACAAAACUCUACAAUCUCCACCCCCACACAAAUCUCAAAUACUCCAAACAUGGAGGCCCACCAUAACUUCGACCAAAUCCCAUUUGGCAACGAUCUAUUCAACUAUCCACUAUCUGACCCCACAAUGUCCUUCGAUUGGCUCAACGCCGACGAUAUCAAUAACAUCUUGAACUUCACAUUCGACCAACAAACAUUUACACAAACCAGAACAGGUUACCAAACAAGCGAACAUACAGCACCAUUGAGCCCAGCUUCGUUAGCCCCCAGUAGCAGCAACAGCUCCAAGAAAACGUCCACAAAGCGCAAACAGUCGACUACAACAGACAAAAGCAUGCUCUUCUUCAACGAAAAAACGGGACUGUUAUCGCCAAAUAUCACCAGACUCACACCAUCGACGACGCAGUCCCCAAACACUAAUGGUCCUCAUUCGCCAUCCCCAGCACCACAGGACGUUCAGCAGCAAAGCUCCCAGACAUCUUCUAACGAUUCUUCCUACCCACAACCUUACGUCUGUGAGCAUUGCAAGGCCCCAUUCAGGUUCAGCCGUGACUACUGGCAACAUAAAGCCCAAGCCCACAACGACUUCCGUUUCCGAUGCCAACUCGGCUGCGGCAAGGGCUUCGCCCGCCACGACAACCUCGUCCAGCACCACCGCGAAUCUAAGCGUCACCGUCGAAGCCCGUCUCCUGUCAUUGAUGCCGAAGAAUUCUCGCGCCGAAAGAAGGCGAGAAAGGCAUCGUUAAUGACUGUGGAGAGCGAUGAGCCGCGGUUCGACUCCCCUCUCACCUCCUCCUUCGGCGGCAGCAGUGACACAGCAAGCAAUGGUACUCCGAGAGAUGCUGAGAACGAUGCGUCAAUGCAUCCAGAUUACCUGCGUUUGCAGCGAGACUUUGAGCUGUUGAAUGCAAAGUACGAGCUGCUGAAAAAGAAGGUCAACACGCUGACAGAGGAGAAGGAGGAGUGGGAGGCUCGUGAGGAGGAUUCGUUGGAGCUCAAUAAUAUUCAAAUUGAGAACUUCAUAUCCAAAACCCUAAAAAAACAGUAA
Molecule: messenger RNA, 1959 nt
Organism: Orbilia oligospora ATCC 24927
Lineage: Eukaryota; Fungi; Ascomycota; Orbiliomycetes; Orbiliales; Orbiliaceae
Exons: 5
Coding region: 1-1959 (652 amino acids)
Source: RefSeq, a predicted model, not a curated record